Molecule: messenger RNA, 2896 nt
Organism: Xiphias gladius (swordfish)
Lineage: Eukaryota; Metazoa; Chordata; Actinopteri; Istiophoriformes; Xiphiidae
Product: disintegrin and metalloproteinase domain-containing protein 10-like
Exons: 16
Coding region: 161-2554 (797 amino acids)
Biological process (GO): Notch signaling pathway; membrane protein ectodomain proteolysis
Cellular component (GO): plasma membrane; synaptic membrane
Molecular function (GO): metalloendopeptidase activity involved in amyloid precursor protein catabolic process
Source: RefSeq, a predicted model, not a curated record
AUCAUGGACGCCAUUGGGGGAAGGGAUGCCAAACUGCGCUGCGUCUGACGUCAGGGCGCAGGAGAGAGGAGGCGAUGAGAGGAAGCUGCAAUAAACACACAGGGCGUCUGCGCCUAUCUAAGUAGGACAAUAAAGUGAAAACGGCAUCAAUGCUCUAACAAUGGAUUUAUCAGAUAUGCUUCUUCUUAAAGUUUUCCUCUUCGUGUACUUACUAAACUACACCCAAGGACACUACAGAAAUCCCCUGAACAAGUACAUCCGUCACUAUGAAGGCCUGUCCUACGACACAGAGCUUGUGCACAGCAAGCAUCAGAGGGCCAAGAGGGCACUCUCUCAUGAAGACAAGUUCCUUCAUUUAGAUUUUCAUGCCCAUGGAAGGCAUUUUAAUUUACGAAUGAAGAGGGAUACCACCUUGUUUGCCCAAGGUUUAAAGGUAGAUGUUUCAGGAGAAGAGAUGCCAUAUGAUACCUCUCAUAUCUACACUGGGGAAAUCUACGGUGAGAAAGGGACCCUGACUCAUGGCUCCAUUGUGGAUGGUAAGUUUGAGGGCUUCAUUCAGAGCUACCACGGCACCUACUACGUGGAGCCUGCUGAGAGAUACUUGGAGGGCAAAGAUGUGCCCUUCCACUCUGUCAUCUACCACGAAGACGACAUUCACUACCCGCACAAGUACGGCCCAGAGGGAGGCUGUGCUGAUAGCUCUGUGUUUGAAAGGAUGAAGAAGUACCAAGCCUCUGCUGUAGAGGAGCCACCCAAGGAGCUCCACACUGAUGCGGGCUCCAAUGACCCCGUACUACUGAGGAAGAAGAGGAUGGCCCAGGCUGAGAAAAACACGUGCCAGCUUUUCAUUCAGACUGACCAUCUCUUCUACAAGUACUACAAGACCAGAGAGGCUGUCAUUGCUCAGAUCUCCAGUCAUGUCAAGGCCAUUGAUGCCAUCUAUCAGGGCACAGACUUCAUGGGCAUUCGAAACAUCAGCUUCAUGGUGAAAAGGAUCAGGAUAAACACCACCAGUGAUGAGAGGGACCGGUCCAACCCGUUCCGCUUUGCCAACAUUGGCGUGGAGAAGUUUCUGGAGCUCAACUCGGAGCAGAACCAUGACGACUACUGCUUGGCUUAUGUUUUCACUGACAGAGACUUUGAUGACGGAGUAUUGGGUUUGGCCUGGGUGGGAGCCCCCUCAGGGAGCUCUGGAGGCAUCUGUGAAAAAAGCAAGCUGUACUCAGACGGAAAAAAGAAGUCUCUCAACACUGGUAUAAUCACUGUACAGAACUAUGCCUCCCACGUACCUCCAAAAGUCUCCCAUAUCACUUUUGCGCAUGAAGUAGGACACAACUUUGGCUCCCCGCAUGACUCUGGAUCUGAGUGCACCCCUGGAGAAUCCAAGAGCCAAGACAAGAAGGAGAAGGGCAAUUAUAUCAUGUAUGCAAGAGCUACAUCAGGAGACAAGCUCAACAACAAUAAGUUUUCCAUCUGUAGCGUUCGCAACAUCAGCCAGGUGCUGGAAAAGAAGAGAAGCAACUGCUUUGUUGAGUCUGGCCAGCCCAUCUGUGGUAAUGGCCUGGUGGAGCCAGGAGAGGAGUGUGACUGUGGCUACAGCGAUCAGUGCAGGGACCAGUGUUGCUAUGAUGCCAACCAGGCUGACAACAAGAAGUGCAAAUUAAAGCCCCACAAAGUCUGCAGUCCCAGCCAGGGACCUUGUUGUACUGCCGAGUGCACUUACAAGGGUCGUAAUGACAAGUGCAGAGAUGAGUCAGAGUGUGCUCACCAGGGCAUGUGUAAUGGAGUCAGUGCCCAGUGCCCCACAUCUGAGCCCAAGGCCAACUUCACCGCCUGCCAUGGAGAGACUCAAGUCUGCCUCAACGGGGGCUGCUCCGGCUCCAUCUGUGAGAAGUACGGGCUUGAGGCAUGCACCUGUGCCAGCCAAGAUGGCAAAGACGAGACUGAGCUUUGCCAUGUGUGCUGCAUGGAGAAGAUGAACCCCAACACGUGCAGCAGCACCGGAUCAGAGCGUCUGGCUCGUUUCUUCAAUAAGAAAGUGACCACACUGCCAGCCGGCUCACCUUGCAACGACUUCAAGGGCUACUGUGACGUGUUCAUGAAGUGCCGUCUGGUAGAUGCAGACGGACCACUUGCCAGGCUAAAGAAGGCCAUCUUCAACCCAGAGCUCUACGAGAAUAUUGCAGAGUGGAUUGUGGCCCAUUGGUGGGCAGUGUUGUUGAUGGGUAUUGCCCUCAUCAUGCUCAUGGCUGGCUUCAUUAAGAUCUGUAGUGUGCACACACCGAGCAGUAACCCCAAACUUCCCCCUCCCAAACCACUUCCAGGCACUUUGAAGAGACGACGAGCGCAGCAGCAUGCUAGCUCCCAGGUGCAGCAUCAGUCUCAGCACCCACACUCCCACCAGCACGGUCACGGCGGCCACGGGGGCCACGGCGGCCACGGCGGCCACGGGGGCCAGCGGCAACCCCAGAGGCAGCCUCAGCGGCAAGCGCAGCCCCAGAGGCACCACCGUCAGCCCAGAGAGAACUAUCAGAUGGGCCAGAUGAGACGCUGAGACCUUGCACCCCGCCCCCCUCCUCCCCCCAAUGCCUUGGCUCUUCCUUGUGCCUACAGUGGGAAACAAAAGCGUCACUCCAUCCAAAGAAAAGCCUAACAUGGUUGUUAGUCACCAUCAUAUCCUCCAUCUACAGACAAAACAGACACGUGGAAAAGAGAAGACACUAUCUAGCAACUCAAUUGGCACUUUGUGGAGUGGACUCGACCAUCAGCCAUUUCCAGUACAGUGCGAUCUAGCAUCUUUUUCCACCUUUUUUUGGUUUGUUUUUUGGUUUUUGUUUUUGUUUUUUAAGGAGUGCCAAGGAGUUAAGGAAUCAUGUGUAGCUUUAGUACAUUAUGU